Molecule: messenger RNA, 2543 nt
Organism: Leptinotarsa decemlineata (Colorado potato beetle)
Lineage: Eukaryota; Metazoa; Arthropoda; Insecta; Coleoptera; Chrysomelidae
Product: monocarboxylate transporter 9
Biological process (GO): transmembrane transport; monocarboxylic acid transport
Molecular function (GO): monocarboxylic acid transmembrane transporter activity
Source: RefSeq, a predicted model, not a curated record
CAACAUGGAUUAGUGCCAGUGUUGAACUGUUGACUCGAGUGAUAUCGUGGGGUAUUAUAAACGUUUAUCCCGGUCGAUAUUGAGAAUACCAAUAAUCCGAUAUAUUGAAUUACGAUGUUGGUUGUAAACAUUAUCAUUGACGUGUAAAUAGAAUUCGACAUUGUGACAUUUGUUUACAUUUAUGUCAUAUGUAGGUACUCUGAAUACUCAAUAUUUUUUUUCAGAAAUGUGUAAUGAUUUUUCUGUUCGUUGGUAAAAAAGAGUCUAGUUCCUUGAUGAUUCCGAAAGUCUACCACUUUCGUUUCAAGCCGAUAAGAAAAAAGUUUGUAAACAAAAUAUUCAUCAGUUGGAUUCAUCGGAUUUAUAGUAUUGCAAAAUAAUAACUAUUGAAAAUACUGAUUGAGAACAAAGAGAAAAUAUGGCUCAUAUAUCGAUAGAGAAAAGAAAUAAAUCGCACGACCAUGAACUUCACAUGUUUCAAGGAAAAGAAUCGUUUCUGACAUCACAAAUCGAAAUAUAUGUAGAAGAAGCCCAACCAAAAAUACCUGAUGGAGGAUGGGGUUGGAUGGUGGUGUUUGCAGCAUUCGUUAUCAACACUAUUUCAGAAGGAAUCAGUUUUUCAUUCGGCGUUUUGUUCAUUGAGUUUUUAAAUGAGUUUGGGGCCUCAAAAUCCGCAACGUCGUGGAUUGGGAGCUUGUUUUUGGCUCUACCUUUACUUGCAGGCCCCUUAGGCAGCACAUUGGUAGACCGAUACGGAUGUAUAUGGAUGACGAUUGUUGGAAGCCUCAUUUGCACGACUGGAUUUAUACUGAGUGUUUUUGCCAAUUCUCUUGGAAUGCUCUAUUUAACAUUUGGAGUGAUAGGUGGCAUUGGGAGAGCACUCACCUUUGUAACAGCGGUUGUUUCCAUUGCCUUUUGGUUUGAGAAAAAGAGAACGAUCGCUCUUGGUUUAGCCGCCAGUGGAACUGGGGUUGGCACCAUUUUGUUUCCACCUCUGACCACAUAUCUGUUGUCAGAAUAUGGUUGGCGAGGAACCAUGUUGUUGCUAGGUGGUUGCUUUCUUCAAAUGUGUGUGUGCGGCGCCCUAAUGAGAGAUCCCAACUGGUUAAUUGAAGAGGAACGAGAAAAAAAGUCAAAUGAAACAAAUGAAACUGUUUCAAAACCUACAAAUAAUGGAGACAAGAAGGAUGUAACUUUCCAGUUAGGUUUAGACAAGGAUAUUCAGUUGCCAGAAGAAAGUCGGUUUAGGUCAAUGAUUGACUUACCGACCUUCCUGAAAAAAAAUGAAAAAAUCCCUGUAGAAGUGAUGAAACAACUCAGUGAAGACAAAGUCCUCUAUAAAAUCGUUGCGGAGAACUAUCCGAAUCUCCUCCCGACUGAAAACACUUCAGGAGAAAACCUAUCACCACAUUCAAAAAUACCCCUCAAAACUGCAAUGAAACCAAAGAAAGGAACAGAUCCAAUUAUUGAAGAAAAUGAAGGUGAAGUAGACAUCCACAGUACGAAUACACAUCCUCUACUUUCUACGACUCAAAACAACCAAUCAAAAACGCAGGGAGUUGUGAGAAACUUUUCUCACAGUUAUUUGAACCAGAUCAAGAUGAAGAGAAACCACUCCGCACACUGCCGUCAGGCUAUGUUGAACCCGGAAAAGUUCAAAAUUAGCGUAUCUAGCCCUGAUGUUUACAGAAGCACAGUGAUUGAAACAGACGAUAUUGAAACGAUAUGGUAUAUGGAAUUUUGGAAAGGCCUGAAAAACGUGCUGAAUCUGUCUCUUUUCCUGGAAUUACAUUUUUUUUCACUAUCAAUGUCAACCAUAAUUUUGUUUAUCUGGUUCAUAGUGCCAUAUUUUUAUCUUGCUGAACAUAUGACAAGGAUUGGUUAUCUGGAAGAUCAAGCGUCCAUGACAUUAUCCACAAUUGGAUUCACGAAUACUCUGGGAAUGGUACUCCUUGGUUGGAUUGGAGAUAGGCUAAAUAUAGCAAAAAUGUAUGCCGCUUGUCUCAUUCUCUGCGGUGUCAGUAUAGGAACUAUGAUGUUUUUCAGCGGUCAUUAUGUUAUGUUGCUGAUCAACAGCGGCUUGUUUGGAUUGUUUUUUGCCAGUUGUUUUUCACUUUUACCGUCACUAGUAGCAGAGCUGGUGCCUCUGGAUUAUUUUUCCAUGGCAUAUGGAUUGGUUUUAAUGUGCAUGGGAGUAGGGAACCUUACUGGGCCUCCGUUAGCUGGAUUCUUGUUUGACCUUUCGGAAUCAUGGGAGCAAUCGUUUUACCAGGCAACUGUUUGGAUAAUCAUUAGCGGAUUGCUAGUGGGCGUCAUUCCAUUUACAAAAAAUAGAAAAAUGACCGGUACUGGGCCCAUACUCAACGAACAAAUCAAAACAUGAACGAAGGGAGUUUGUCAACUGAGAUAUUCACGCCUGUCUAUGGCAUUUCAAAGAAGUGAAUACUUCAACUAUGUUGAGCAAAAGCAGCAUCCAUGAAUAAGGAGACUGAAAUUUAUACAUGCACAGUGUAAAAUAACCAUUAAAAUAUUUUUACAAGUUU